This is a messenger RNA of Aphanomyces invadans, 696 nucleotides long. RefSeq lists its product as hypothetical. The transcript has 2 exons. Gene Ontology annotation, molecular function: glutathione peroxidase activity; glutathione transferase activity. NCBI's taxonomy places the organism in Eukaryota, Oomycota, Saprolegniomycetes, Saprolegniales, Verrucalvaceae. Gene Ontology annotation, cellular component: endoplasmic reticulum; membrane; nuclear envelope. The record is from RefSeq and is a predicted model, not a curated record. The coding region runs from base 74 to 442 and encodes 122 amino acids.
CCGUCUGGGUCGAGAGAUGUCUGCAUGUGGGGCGUUCACGACAGCGCGCCUUGCAACAUAAUCACUGAAUCAAAUGCGUGUCCUGCGCAUCACGAUUGUCGAGAACGCCAUUAUCAAACUCUCUCUCGUUCGCCCCACCACAUUCGACAACAUCAUGGCGUUCGUGCCGCCCACUCUUCAACCCGAGCAUGGCUACGUGCUGUUGAUCCCUGUUCUGAUGGCAAUUGUCCACAUAUGGGCUGGUUUCAAAGUCGGGGCCGCCCGAAGCAAGUACGGCAUCCAUUACCCUCAAAUGUAUGCGGAAACAUCGGACGCAAACUUUCGCGCGUUCAACUGCGUCCAGCGCGCCCAUCAAAACGUGAUUGAAAACCUCGCCAUCUUCUUUGCGCUACUUGUUUCCUCUUCGUACGUGUGCACGUCCCCAACAAUUUCGUUUGGUUGAUCGUUUCGUUGUCGUGGUAGCGUGUACCGACCCGGGUGGGCUGCCAUUGCAGGCCUCGUUCGAGUGUUCGGAUUUAUCACGUACAUUCACUUCUACUCGACGGGAGUGCCCGAGAAGCGUCAACUCGGAACGUUUGGUUACCUUGGGCUGGCCACGUCUGUUGGUCUUACCGUCGAAGCUGCGAUUCGACUCCUGUCGGCAUGAAUGUAACCACGACAAUGAACUCGAAACAACAUUGCAUCGCUCGUCCACCA